GACGUGCCGCAAGGACAAGCAUUGAGCAAUUGUACCAAAGGUUUGUCAUCCCUUACGGUCAUUUGCACAGAGGACACUGGAAUAAGAGGAUGGCAGAGGGGAGGUAAAGGAUCUUUGUGGCUUCAAGCUGGCUGAGGACGUCCCAUCAUCAGAGUAGCUGUUGUGUUUGGUAACACUGAAUUUGGACAUGAAGAUCCUUUUCCUUUUCUUUCCUGUUCUCCUCUUAGUGCUCCAAGGCACUUUAGGUUUCAUGCGUGCACCGAAUAACAAUGAGCAAUGCAAACAGGCUGGAGGUACCUGUUUCGCUGACCACUGUCCUCUACCCAACACGAGACCCUUUGGACGUUGCCAGCAAGCGGUCCCUUGCUGUCGGACAGUGUACGAUUAGUGACUGUUGACAUCUCAGCCUGGCUAAAACAGAGCUUCUGGCAGUUUAGGAGACACAUUAUCCCAUUGGAAAAUCUGGAAUUUUGAGCUGGAAAUAUGCAGUUUUCACACACAUGCACACACCAAAACAUGA
Molecule: messenger RNA, 520 nt
Organism: Columba livia (rock pigeon)
Lineage: Eukaryota; Metazoa; Chordata; Aves; Columbiformes; Columbidae
Product: gallinacin-8-like
Exons: 4
Coding region: 188-388 (66 amino acids)
Biological process (GO): defense response to bacterium; cell chemotaxis
Cellular component (GO): extracellular region
Molecular function (GO): chemoattractant activity; CCR6 chemokine receptor binding
Source: RefSeq, a predicted model, not a curated record